This is a messenger RNA of Melampsora larici-populina 98AG31, 255 nucleotides long. RefSeq lists its product as uncharacterized. The record is from RefSeq and is a predicted model, not a curated record. Gene Ontology annotation, molecular function: protein binding. Bases 1 to 255 code for a protein of 84 amino acids. The transcript has a single exon. Lineage: Eukaryota; Fungi; Basidiomycota; Pucciniomycetes; Pucciniales; Melampsoraceae.
AUGAACAUUGGGAAGAAUAAUUUAAAGUAUAUGAAAGAGGAAUUGAAUUAUCUUCAUUUCCAAUUGUAUUUGAAUUUUGGAAUACAUAUUCAUUAUAAACAAGGUAACAAGAUUGAAGGAGCAAGAGAUUUAUUUGAACAAGCCUUAGAGAAUUGUCCAGAAAAGUUUAUUAAACCAAUCUUUUUACUUUGGGCUGAACUUCAUGAGAAUGCUAAAAGAGCUAUGAGUGUACUUGAAAGAGCUACUACUAACUGA